Molecule: messenger RNA, 1866 nt
Organism: Papilio xuthus (Asian swallowtail)
Lineage: Eukaryota; Metazoa; Arthropoda; Insecta; Lepidoptera; Papilionidae
Product: spermine oxidase
Exons: 7
Coding region: 109-1500 (463 amino acids)
Molecular function (GO): polyamine oxidase activity
Source: RefSeq, a predicted model, not a curated record
UUACGUAACUCUAGGUCAGUGUCGUAUCGCGGAUAAGAUUGGUCGCACGUCUGACGACCACUGAAUUUCCUCUCAUUGUAUUUACAACCAGUAACAACGUCGCAACUAAUGGACGUAAUAGUAGUAGGAUGUGGUGCGUCAGGGUUGGCGGCACUGCGGAGACUUCACGACGCUGGUCUCAAGGUCCUUGGUUUAGAGGCUGAUGACAGGAUCGGCGGUAGAAUACGUACCGUGCAAUUCGGGGAGUGUGCGUUGGAUUUAGGGGCGGCCUGGUGUCAUGGGGAGAAAGACAACGUUGUUUUCGAGUUGGUUAAUCCGUUAGGUCUCUUGGGAAGACCUAAACCGGAUCACAAAUUGUACGUACUGUCCAACGGGGAACUGAUAGAUGAAGGCAAAAGCGAAACGUUGAUAGGUGCUUUAAACCAAGAAGUCGGUAAAGCUGAUAAGAAUAGCAAGAAAUCCAUAGCUGAAUGUGUGCGUACUGCGCUUAAAACCAACGCAACGUUAAAGAAAGAACCUCAGCUAGCUAAAUCCUUCGUUGAUUGGUUUGAGAAGAACAACCAUUUAGGAGGUCAGGCUGACCCGCGACAAGGGAAGUCUCUCAAAGGCCUUGAGGAGUGCUGGGGCUGCGAGGGAGAGUUCAUGUUAAACUGGAAAGGAAAAGGCUUCAAGACACUUCUGGAUGUUUUAUUAAACAAAUACCCAGAUCCGUCAAAAGCAAUUCCGGUUGAAAUACUGCUGAAGAAAGAGGUUGAGAGUAUUAAAUGGCGGAGUACUCAGCAAGGACUCGAACCCGAGAACCCUCUGGUGCACGUCAAAUGUAAAGACGGCAGUCUCUACGCUGCCAAGAGUGUCAUUGUCACUCUAUCUAUCGGAGUACUAAAAGAAAGGCACAAUCAACUCUUCAAUCCGCCAUUACCCACCGAAAAGGUCACAGCAAUCAACACACUCCAACUUUGUGUUUUAGACAAAAUAUACAUAGAGUUUACUAGACCAUGGUGGCCUAAGACACCAGCUAGCUUGUCCCUUCUCUGGCGAGAUGAAGAUAAGGGAAACUUCGCUAACGAAGAAUGGGUGACGGAAAUCUGUGCAUUAAACACUGUUGAGUACCAGCCUAAUUUACUCCUAGCCUGGAUAUACGGCCGUGGCGCUGAGGUGAUGGAGAAAUGUAGUGAAGAUCAAGUCAAGGCAGGAGUCAAUAAAUUGUUGGAAAUAUUUAAGAAACAGUUCGAUGUGACACCAAUUAAAGCGAUUAAAAGAUCGCAAUGGGCAUCAAAUCCGUUAGCCCGUGGUUCCUAUUCCUACCGCAGUGUCGCCACUGAGGAGGAGGGCGGGAGUGCGGCCACUCUCAGCGAGCCAUUGUAUCAUGGCGGGAAAUUCCCCGUAGUAUGCUUCGCGGGAGAGGCCACUUCCCACCAUAGACACUCGGCUGUACACGGCGCUGUUGAAGCCGGGUUUAGAGAAGCUGACAGAUUGGUCGCUAUCUUGAAAAAGAAAUGAUCGCAGUUCUAAAUUCAAACUUUAUGGUGAGACGUUACGAACAAUUUGACCUUGACACUUGUCUGACAUAUGUUGUCUCUAUUUUGACAAAGAGUGUGAGAGGGAUGACAUGCUUUAAUUCAGCCCCAAUUUACGAACACGCUGGCAGUUAAUAUUAAGCCGCCAUAAAGUUUGAAUUGUAUAAUACAUAUUUUGUUAUUCAUUUGGUUUAUUUGUACAAUUUUAAUCUCUAUACCAAUUAUUGUAUUAUUUUAUAUCGCAUUUUGUAUGAUUAUUGUAAACAAAUUUUUAAUUUUGAUAGUUAAUCGAUUAUUUUUGGGAUGGUUUUAAUGUGUUUCAGUGGUUAAAAUAUACGAAAAUAAUUAA